GGGAAGGGCAUGUGCAUGUGUUUUGCUGGUGUUCAUUUGGUAUGUUAUUCAAAAUGCAAAUGUUUUAACAUCCUCAAGGAGUUCAUAACUUCUUCACACUCUUACCACUGUAAAAGACUACUUAGCUGUUCUGUUAAUCAUUUGGAGAACUAUCGUUCUAUUGUUGAAUCAAGUAGCUUACAGAACCGGUUCAAGAAUUGGCAACAUUUAAGAAAGGGAAAACUCACUGCAAGCACUUUCAGCCAGGCUAUUGGUUUUUGGCCCCAUCGAAGGGUUCAGCUUUGGAAAGAGAAGAUUGGUCAUAUUGAACCAUUCUAUGGGAACUUUGCCACCUGCUGGAGCAACAUCAAGGAGGAAGAAGCUCUUGAGAGUUAUAAGCUUAUCACUAGAAAUUAUGACGUAUCCAUGGUUAGUUUUCAGGUUCGCCAAAGCACUAAUCCAGAAGAAGAUGACUGGCUUGCAGCUUCCCCUGAUGGAGUAAUUAAUGGAUAUGGCAAUGGUUUGCCUUCCUCGGGGGUUUUGGAAAUAAAGUGCCCAUACUUCGGUGGUGAUAUGUCUGUAGCGCGGCCUUUUAAUAGAAUACCCCUUUAUUACAUCCCUCAAGCACAAGGUUUAAUGGAGAUUCUGAAUCUAGAUUGGAUGCACCUAUAUAUCUGGACUACCAAAGGGAGUAGCCUUUUUAUUGUGUAUCGAGAUAAAAAGUAUUGGGAAGACAUGGAAAUAGUACUCUCUGACUUUUGGUGGAAUUACGUUCAACCUGCUAAAAAAUUGCACGAUCUUUCAAACAUUACAAAUCCCUUGGAGGAACUAAAACCACUAGGACUAUUUCCAGGACACAGACACAAUUCGUGUGGCAAACUUGUCCGUGAAAGCAGCCGUAUUGCCCUUAAUGACUCUAAAUUGCUCCUACUUGAGAUUGAUGGUAAAGUGCAAAUAUGUGAUGCUCCCUUUUGAUUAGUGAAGUCCUUUGAACUGGAUUAUUUGAUUCAGCAAGUUGAUGGAAGACUUUUGGUCUUCUACAUAUUUGCUGACGAUCAAGGGUGACUCUCUUAAACUCAAAGAGAUAAUCUUCGGUUCUAGUUAUGUUUUUAUGAACUAGACUGGCUUCUUUUGGAUAAUCAAGGGAAACACUGAAAUUGUCUGGCUUCAUAAGAGCCAUAUUCUUCUCCUUAAAUAUUUGGGUUUCUGGUAAGAUAGAGAUAACCAUCUUUUGUCACAUAUUAAUGGCAGAAGGAGCUAAUUCCUUAUUACAACACCAAUAGUACUCUCUGACUUUUGGUGGAAUUACGUUCAACCUGUUAAAAAAUUGUACGAUCUUUCAAACAUCAGAAAUCCCUUGGAGGAACUAAAACCACUAGGACUAUUUCCAGGACACAGACACAAUUCAUGUGGCAAACUUGUCCGUGAAAGCAGCUGUAUUGCCCUUAAUGACUCUAAAUUGCUCCUACUUGAGAUUGAUGGUAAAGUGCAAAUAUGUGAUGCUCCUUUUUGAUUAAUGAAGUCCUUUGAACUGGAUUAUUUGAUUCAGCAAGUUGAUGGAAGACUUUUGGUCUUCUACAUAUUUGCUGACGAUCAAGGCUGACUCUCUUAAACUCAAAGAGAUAACUUCGGUUCUAGUUAUGUUUUUAUUAACUAGACUGGCUUCUUUUGGAUGAUCAAGGGCAACGCUGAAAUUGUCUGGCUUCAUAAGAGCCAUAUUCUUCUCCUUAAAUAUUUGGGUUUCUGGUAAGAUAGAGAUAACCCAUCUUUUGUCACAUAUUAAUGGCAGAAGGAGCUAAUUCCUUAUUACAACACCAAUACUUGAGAAAUUCUGGAUUGUAUCAUAUGUAAAAAUGAAGUGUGUGGGCACCAUAUUUAUAGAAGAAUCUUGCUACAAAAUACAAAUAGUCGAGACUUGCUUAUAUUCUGAGGGUUCAAACAGAAAUCAAUGCUGAAACUAAUCCGCUUCAGCUCUACAAAUCACACUGCCUAUUAAGGCAUCACAUAAUUCAAUAUGCAGCGCUGAUACAAUUAAACAUGUCUUUUAAAAACAAAAUUGGUUCUGUAUAUAGAAAUAUUCGACGCUGAUGUAUGCUUUGUAUACCAUAUAUAUGUUGUGAAUAUUAAUUAAGCAUUCAAAAUCAUGUGCAUGAAUUUUGCGUAUGCUUGCUUCAACUUUUGCAGUAUUGUUAUUUUCAAAUUGCCGAUGAAAUGAUCUAUGAAUGGUUUCAUUGAUUUAUUUUUAGCUAAUUCUCAUUUAUUGCUAGUAGAGGGUUGUUUUUGCACCUUCAAACCAACAUUGGUCUGUGCUAUGGCAUAUCCUUGUUAUUUUUGUAGGAAUGUAAGAAAAGUACAAUUAAGGAACAACACUGGCAUGUACAAAUUUAUCAGACAAGUACAAGUCCCCUCACAUCAAGCAAAGCUAGUGGUCUCGGAUCUUUGUUCCAGGUCAGUCCUGUCUGCUGUGUCCACACCAAUAAAAGGAGAAAGAGAAACAAAGGCUGGAGGGUUUGAGAUGGGAUUAUGGUGAAUUACUGUGUGGCAAUAUAGGGCAGGGACCGGGGUGGUGGUGGUCGGGUGGCAUCUAUCAAUUUAUUCUUUAUCAGUGUGUAAGCUUACACUCUUCCCUUUUCAGUGACCACUCGUAUCACCCAUACCUGGUUUUGUUGUCUUCUUCAACUGUUGGCAGAUCAAAAAACAUGUGCACUGUUACUGCCUCCAACUUUUAUUCGAUUAUUUCCCUGGACUACAACCAUAUUUUCCAUAGCGGGCAUAGCGGGCUACACGCCACACUAUUGUCACUCACUCCUCGAGCCAUUGCUACCGGCCCUCCAUUGAUGUCGAAAGUUACUUCGUCUCCAUCCCAAUAAGUAAGUGCUGCAAUUGUUUUAUUCAAUGAUUUCCCAUCACAAUUCCUACUGGUGUACAUUUUCCUGCUAGAUGAAUAGAUGAUAGCUUUUAAAUGUUUUUUAUUGUUUUUAUUAUAACACCGGUGAGUUUUUGGUUGAUUUCCUAUGGUCAAUUAUAACUUGUAGACUAUAUCUUUGCCUUUUCUAUUCUAGUUAUCAGAGAUAUAUGUUGCAUUUAUUCUUUUUCUUGGAUGUGAACUCUGCACACCUUUUACUCAUAAUUUUCACUUUAUGACCAACAUUAUGGUUCACAACUUCACUAGAUUUUUGAAGCAUUUAUCAAGAUUCAAGAGGAAUUUUAUGAUGCCCUGUUAUGUUCUGCACAAUUUUAUUUGUGCACCUCCUCGAACCAAAAUUAUUUUUACGAUGCCCACAUAUGGAUAAUGGAUUGGGUGUUGUGUCUUGUUUCUAGUUUUUGUCUUUCACUUGUUGCUUAUAAGAAUAUCUAAUCUAAAUGCAACUCCGACAAACUAAAUUUAUAUGGAAACACGGUUUAUUCAUGAAUGUAAAGUCCCAUUAUGCUUCUACGUUACCAACUUCCUCUGUGGAUAACCCAACUAUUGCCCAUUCUGGUUCGGUUCCUGGUCACAUAUCCUUCCAUCACAAUUCUGGUCAUACCCAGUGUUGCUCCCAAAUCGGUACAAGCACCCUAUUAAAUUGGUUUGGGUGUUUUAACCUUUACCCACCUGGUUAAGAAACCACCCCUAAUUUGGAUAGAUCGCAUAUAUCUUCUCCCCAAACAUAGGCCUCGAACCCGUACGGUUCUUGGGAUAUGGGUGGUUUGUUUUAUUCCUAUGGAUCGCAAGCCCUAGGAUAGGAGUGGACUCGGGCCGAGCCAAUUGGCUCAGCCCGGUGAACCGGUUGGUGUCCGAUUUGGGCCACCCGGCCCGGUGAGGUAGGCGGUUCGGGCCCGAGCCCGGGCCUGUUAAAUAGUAAACCGGCCCGGCCGGUUCGGGCCUGGUCCGAGCCAAUUUUUUCUUUCUUUUUUUUUUGAUUUUUUUUAAGUUUUUGGGUUGGGCUGGGUAUGAUGGGCCAUUUGAGGUGGUUUGGGGCCUUGGGGGUGAGGGGGGAGGGUUGAGGGUUAAUUAGGAAAAGCCAAAAAAAAAAUUACAUGAACCGAAGCCCGGCCCGGACCGGACCCGGGGGUUACCCGGGCCGGUUCCGGGCCUCCCCUUUCAUGAUCCGAGGCCCGGCCGGGCCCGAACCAGAACCGGUCCACCCCUACCCUAGGAAUAGAAUAAGCCACUCAUUCGAUCCCAAAUAGUAUUCUGUUGCUAAGAGUAAGCAUUAUAGUAAUUAAUUAAAACAUGGAUUAAUAUUUAUCUUCACCCUCCCUAUAUUCUUUAUUUUACAAGAAUAUAAGAAUAGUAAAUAGCACUAAACAUAAUAGAGGUUCUCUCUCUAGGAUGGAAUUCUGUUGCUAGGGUUUGUUUCUCCGCAUUCAUCUCUGAUGAAGUGCGGUCAUCAUUAAGGCGGAGUUCCGAUUUCGUUUCUAAUUUAGAACAGGCGGUGGUUGGAUAGAGGAACGGGUAUAGUUUGAGGCAGGUUUCGAAGCUUUCCGGAUUGAAGCUUCGGUCGUUUUCUAUUGAAGACGGAACACAUGGCAGUUACAAAGGCAACUUGAUAGAGAUUUCGUUUGUACCUCGGACAUGGAUUCAUGGAAAACCUGAAGAAGCAAAUUGGCGAGAGCAGAGCGCAAGUAGGAUAAGGUUUCAGUCUAUUAGAUGAAUUUUUCAGGUCGAAAUUCUUUUCUCCCAUACUACAACAGCUCGUCUGCCUCCGGAGCCACCUCCGGGCGAAGAAGCAAUUUGGGAAAAGUUUCUAUUUUCGUAUUAUUUUUCCCUUAGCAGUACUUUUUUAUUUCAAUUUGAGUAGGUAUGGUUGAGUAUUUUGAUUUUUGAUGAACUUUUGAUAGACAAUGCUUCAUUUUCGAUCAUUUUAGGCUUAAUCUUGCCCGUUUUAUGUUUAGAGAGUCAAGUUGCGUUGUAUGGGUGCCCGUUUUGUGUCUGACUGGCUAGAUAAGGUUGCUUUGUAUGAGUGACUUAUUUUAUUCCUAGGGCUUGCGAUCGGAUCUGUAAUAACUGUCUGGAUUUUGUCUUGGAUGUUUGCUCUAUUAUAAUGAAA
Molecule: messenger RNA, 5012 nt
Organism: Cuscuta europaea
Lineage: Eukaryota; Viridiplantae; Streptophyta; Magnoliopsida; Solanales; Convolvulaceae
Source: the annotation of a GenBank genome assembly